CACUCUUUGUUUCUCUUCCUUCUCGGCCUCCAAAAGAGCGUACAUUCAGAGAGAGAGAGAGAGAGAGAGAAAAAUGGUGAAGUUUUUGAAGCCAAACAAAGCGGUGAUACUCCUGCAGGGACGGUACGCAGGUCGCAAGGCAGUGAUCGUUCGAUCCUUCGACGAAGGCACCCGGGACAGGCCGUACGGGCACUGUUUGGUUGCGGGGAUAAAGAAGUACCCGAGCAAAGUGAUCCGCAAGGACUCGGCGAAGAAGACGGCCAAGAAGUCCCGCGUCAAGGCCUUCGUCAAGCUCGUCAACUUCCAGCACCUGAUGCCCACGCGCUACACCUUGGACGUGGACUUGAAAGACGUGGUCGCCGUGGACUCGCUUCAGUCCAAGGACAAGAAAGUCACUGCGGCCAAAGAGACCAAGAAGAGGCUCGAGGAGCGUUUCAAGACUGGGAAGAAUAGGUGGUUCUUCACCAAGCUUAGGUUCUGAAGUCUUUAGAUUCAAUCAAUGGACUCUAUUUUUUUAAAAGUUUUGUAUGGUUUUUAUUGAUGUUUGGAUAAUUAUGGCAUCUGGGUUUUCGUUGAAUUGUUGGAUUUUGCUUUUUAUAAUUUUGAUGUGUUAUGUCUUAUUAUUAUAAGUUAACUGCGGUUCGUGGGUUUUGCUUAAUUUUAUGAUACAUUGUUGUACUGUA
Quercus robur (English oak) is the source of this 683-nucleotide messenger RNA. Its product is annotated as 60S ribosomal protein L27. Gene Ontology annotation, biological process: translation. The transcript has a single exon. Gene Ontology annotation, molecular function: structural constituent of ribosome. Bases 74 to 481 code for a protein of 135 amino acids. The record is from RefSeq and is a predicted model, not a curated record. NCBI's taxonomy places the organism in Eukaryota, Viridiplantae, Streptophyta, Magnoliopsida, Fagales, Fagaceae. Gene Ontology annotation, cellular component: ribosome; cytosolic large ribosomal subunit.